This is a messenger RNA of Puma concolor (puma), 2862 nucleotides long. NCBI's taxonomy places the organism in Eukaryota, Metazoa, Chordata, Mammalia, Carnivora, Felidae. The record is from RefSeq and is a predicted model, not a curated record.
AUGAGCAGGGAGCAACUGAAUGAUGGAAAUGGAAGGAUGAAGGUUGCGUGUCCUGGUUGUGGAAUAUCUGAAUGUGUUGUUGUAGGUGUGGAGCAGUUGUGGCAAGAAUAUACUAUGACUGAAAAGACAAAACUUGAGAACUUAAAGCCCUGGGCUUGCAGUGGGGAACUUACGCUGCACCCUGGAUGGGGAUUUAGGUGUGGGCGUGGUAAGGGAUUGAAUUGCUCUUGUCCCACCCUCGUCCUAAAACUGGAAGGAGCUUGUUACACCGAACAUCUUGAGAAAGAACACUGGACAAGCCCCUUCAUUAGCAGAAAUAGUAUCGGCCCUGUAGGAGUAGGGGAAAGUUACCAGUUGGGAAUGGAGUUUGGAUCUGGCUAUAGCAGGGAAAGAAACUGGGAGCGGGGGCCUCACCGCCCCACCCCCCUUUCCCUGGCUCUGGUUACAGCCUCUCGAGUUGAACAAACUUGCUGCAGGCGGAUUGGCGAUCAGGAGCUCUCCGGCUUGGGCGUUGUAUUUAUUAAUUUAUAUUCCGCGGGGCCCUUGCGCGGGCCGCUCCUUUGUAUCCGGCAGCCGCUGCCUGGGCCCGGGGCCCGGCGGGGAGCGCGCCCCCCGCGUCCGCUCGACCCCCAAGGCCAGCACGUGCUGCACCCGCCCGCCCGGCCCGCCGAGGGGGCGGAGGCCCCGGCUUUUCUCCUAACUCACUCUCGGCCAGAAGGAGGAGCCGCGGCAGCAGAAGGCGACAGCUGCCCGGCCCGGGGAGCGCGGCAGAGAGGGGGCUGCAGCGCCCGGGCGCCGGGCCACUCUUGGCGGCGGCGGCGGCGGCGGCCGGGGAGGCGGGGAGCGGCGGGCCGCUCGGGAUGUUCCCGGGCACUUCCUGACUGGCUGGCAGCGCGCACACGGCCCGACUCGCACGUCUCCGGCCCCCUGGUCGCUCGCUCGCCUGCUCGCGCGGGCCCGCUCUGCGUCGGCCGCACCGCGGUGGAGGCGCGCGAAGGAGACGCGGCCGGGGAUGAGCUGAUUGCGGGUGAAUACGCCGCCGCCUGGCCCCGAGAGGCCGCGAGGAGCCGCUUUUCUCCGAGUCGCCGCCCUGCCCUUGGAUUUGAGAUCAUGUACGUACGCGUCGCGGUCCUGCCAUUGUCUCUACCCCAACGCGUGUCGUGCGCCCCAGCGCGAGGGGCUUUCGCUCAUCCUCGCCGCGCGCUGCCCCCCGCACUUCCUGUUCUGAUUAAAGAGAUCCUCGCGCUGACCACGCGCCUCUUCUCCCCCCUCACCCCCUCCCUGUCGUGUAGGUCCAUUCACAUCGUGGCGCUCGGGAACGAGGGGGACGCGUUUCACCAGGACAAUCGGCCGUCGGGGCUCAUCCGCACUUACCUGGGGAGAAGCCCGCUGGUCUCGGGGGACGAAAGCAGCUUGUUGCUGAACGCCACCAGUACGGUCGCACGUCCCGUGUUCACCGAGUAUCAGGCCAGCGCGUUUGGGAAUGUCAAGCUGGUGGUCCACGACUGCCCCGUCUGGGACAUUUUUGACAGUGAUUGGUAUACCUCUAGAAAUCUAAUUGGGAGUGCUGACAUCAUUGUGAUCAAAUACAACGUAAAUGACAAGUUUUCAUUCCACGAAGUAAAGGAUAAUUAUAUUCCAGUGAUUAAAAGGGCAUUAAAUUCAGUUCCAGUAAUCAUUGCUGCUGUUGGCACCAGACAAAAUGAAGAAUUACCUUGUACAUGCCCACUGUGUACCUCAGACAGAGGGAGCUGUGUCAGUACAACCGAAGGGAUCCAACUUGCUAAAGAACUAGGAGCCACCUAUCUUGAACUACACAGCCUUGAUGACUUCUACAUAGGAAAGUAUUUUGGAGGAGUGUUGGAGUAUUUUAUGAUUCAAGCCUUAAAUCAGAAGACAAGUGAAAAAAUGAAGAAAAGGAAAAUGAGCAACUCGUUUCAUGGAGUUAGACCACCUCAGCUUGAACAACCAGAAAAAAUGCCUGUCUUAAAGGCUGAAGCAUCGCAUUAUAACUCUGAUUUAAAUAAUUUGCUGUUCUGCUGCCAGUGUGUGGACGUGGUAUUUUACAACCCAGAUUUAAAGGAAGUUGCCGAGGCCCACAAGAUUGUUCUCUGUGCCGUAAGCCAUGUUUUCAUGCUGCUUUUCAAUGUGAAGAGUCCCGCUGACAUUCAGGAUUCCAGUAUCAUCCGUACCACCCAGGACCUCUUUGCCAUAAACAGAGAUACUGCAUUUCCAGGUGCUAGCCAGGAUUCUCCAGGCAACCCACCAUUACGUGUCAUCGUUAAAGACGCCCUCUUCUGUUCUUGUUUAUCGGACAUUCUGCGCUUCAUUUAUUCAGGUGCUUUUCAGUGGGAAGAAUUGGAAGAAGAUAUCAGGAAGAAAUUGAAAGAUUCUGGGGAUGUUUCAAAUGUAAUCGAGAAAGUUAAAUGCAUUUUGAAAACACCAGGAAAGAUAAAUUGUCUAAGGAAUUGCAAAACUUAUCAAGCCAGAAAACCUCUGUGGUUUUAUAACACUUCCCUGAAGUUUUUCCUUAAUAAACCAAUGCUUGCUGAUGUUGUCUUUGAAAUACAAGGUACAACAGUGCCAGCCCACAGGGCUAUCCUGGUGGCCCGUUGUGAAGUGAUGGCAGCUAUGUUUAAUGGGAAUUACAUGGAAGCAAAAAGUGUUCUGAUUCCAGUUUAUGGAGUUUCCAAAGAGACUUUCUUGUCAUUCUUAGAAUAUCUAUACACAGACUCCUGUUGCCCAGGUGGAGGUGGUGUUGGGAUAACAGUGAGUUUUCGGUCAGCUCAGGUGGAGGAGCAGUGGUUGGGCACCUCUUUCAGGCUUUCAGACUCAGGCAUAAGUCCCAGCCAGCACCAAUAG